Danio aesculapii is the source of this 10322-nucleotide messenger RNA. RefSeq names its product neurotrophic tyrosine kinase, receptor, type 2a (gene ntrk2a). Gene Ontology annotation, biological process: trans-synaptic signaling by neuropeptide, modulating synaptic transmission; regulation of phosphatidylinositol 3-kinase/protein kinase B signal transduction; positive regulation of kinase activity. Gene Ontology annotation, cellular component: axon; signaling receptor complex; plasma membrane. NCBI's taxonomy places the organism in Eukaryota, Metazoa, Chordata, Actinopteri, Cypriniformes, Danionidae. The record is from RefSeq and is a predicted model, not a curated record. Bases 413 to 2776 code for a protein of 787 amino acids. Gene Ontology annotation, molecular function: brain-derived neurotrophic factor binding; brain-derived neurotrophic factor receptor activity; ATP binding. The transcript has 17 exons.
CAGCAAACACAACAACAACUCUACCUAAACCACAUGAUCAGUGCUAAUUAGUAACCACGAGAUUCUCAAAAAAGCAUCCUCACAGCACUGAUCCACGGUAAAGAAAGCUUUGAUCAGUGUAAGGAUGUUGUCAGACGGUCAAUAACGCGUGUGAGUGACUGAAUGAUUGAUUGAUGUGUCCUGCUGGUCUCCUCCCCUCAGACUCGCGCAUCAUCCAGCGCGUCUCCAGAGCGCGUCUCCAGUCCGCAUCCGAGCGUCAUUCAGCGCAGCGUCUCGGGCAUUCGUUCUGUGGGAAUAUACGGUCACUCGUUGUUUCACCGCGCCACUGUUGCUUUUUCUGCUCCGGCUCUGCGCGUCUCCAGACUCCGGGUUUUUUUCGGGGGUCGUUAAAUCUGGAGGUGAGGACCCGGGGAUGAGCUUCGGCAUGGCGGGCUGCGGGUUCGGUUGGGCGGUGAUGCUGCUCGCGCUCUGGAGGCCCGCGACCGCUUGUCCGGAGCUCUGCACGUGCAUGGGUUUGCGGAUCUCCUGCGUGGACGCGGAGCGCAGUAUUAUGGCUUUCCCCAAGCUGGAGUCCGAGGCGGACAUGGAGAACGUCACUGACAUAUACAUUGCAAAUCAAAGCAGUUUCACGUCCAUUAAUGAAAGAGAUCUCGAAUUUUACCGCAGCCUCAGAAACCUAACCAUCAUAAACACCAAGCUGGCGUAUAUUGCCAGGCUGGCCUUCCAGAGCAACCCGAAACUACAAUAUCUGAAUCUCAAGGAGAACAAUCUGUCCAAACUAUCCUGGAGGACGUUUCGUCAUUUAAACAUCUCAUAUCUGCUGUUGGCUGGCAAUCCUCUGCAGUGCUCGUGCGACAACAUGUGGCUGAAGCAGUGGCGGGUGGAGGAGGCAGAAGAGCUGCUGUGUAUGGAGGAGGGAGGAAAGUGGAGAGCGCUGGCGACACUAAAGCUGCCCGACUGCGUUCUCCCCACUGUGACUCUCACGCCCACAAACGUGACCAUAAAGAAAGGGUUAAAUGUGACACUGACCUGCAACACCUCAGGAAUGCCCACUCCAAAUCUCACCUGGACCACCUGCAAGCUAAAUUCAGCGAUCAAGGAGGAAGGCUCGGGUCAGAUAUCAAGGUCGCAGCUCAAACUGACGAACGUCUCCUCCCUGGACAACAAAUGCAAAAUCACCUGCAGAUCGGAUAACAUGGUGGGAGAAUCCGAGGCAUCUGUGGAGCUGGACAUAUUGUUUCCACCUGUUAUCAGCAAGCUGACAGAUGCCAUCUCGGACCACCACUGGUGUAUUCCCUUCAGCGUGUCUGGCAACCCGAAGCCCAAACUCAGAUGGUUAUUAGACGAGCAACCCAUUCAAGAGGGCAAGUUCAUCCAUACCAUGAUCCACGAUUACUCGGAGGGCGAAUACCAUGGUUGCUUACAGCUGGACAGUCCUACGCACAUCAACAAUGGCAUAUACACGCUGCUGGCCAGAAAUCAAUUCGGAGAGGACAGCAAGGCCGUAUCCGCUCAUUUCAUGCAUGAGCCAUGGAACGUUUCCGAACCACUGUAUUAUGACGACACUCCACUUGGACCUCCCGAGGACAAAGUUGCUGUUUACGUGGUCGUGGGAAUCGCUGCCAUCACAUUCACAGGCUUCGUUUUGAUGCUCGUCAUUCUGAAGUUUGGCCGAAACUCGAAGUUCGGCAUCAAAGGUCCGUCCUCUGUGAUCAGCAAUGACGAUGACUCUGCCAGUCCUCUUCAUCACGUGUCCAACGGCUCCAACACUCCCUCGUCCUCCGACAUGAACGCAGACGCUGUGAUCAUCGGCAUGACCAAGAUUCCUGUGAUCGAGAACCCGCAGUAUUUCCGCAGCACCAGCAGUCUGCUCAAGUCUGAUACCUUUGUUCAGCAUAUUAAAAGGCACAACAUUGUGCUGAAGAGGGAACUUGGAGAAGGAGCGUUUGGGAAAGUGUUCCUGGCUGAAUGCUACAAUCUGUCUUCAGACCAGGAGAAGAUCUUAGUGGCUGUCAAGACUUUGAAAGAGGCUAGUGAGAACGCCAGGAAGGACUUCCACCGCGAGGCCGAGUUGUUGACCAAUCUGCAGCACGAGCACAUUGUCACGUUCUACGGUGUUUGCGUGGAGAGCGAUCCUCUCAUUAUGGUGUUUGAGUACAUGAUGCACGGCGACCUCAACAAGUUCCUCAGGGCUCAUGGUCCUGAUGCGGUUCUGAUGGCUGACGGACAGAUCCAGCAGCAGGCAGAGCUCACUCAGUCUCAGAUGCUGCACAUCGCGCAGCAGAUCGCCGCAGGCAUGGUCUAUCUGGCCUCCCAGCACUUUGUGCACAGAGACCUGGCCACACGAAACUGUCUAGUCGGGGAGAAUCUCUUGGUUAAGAUUGGAGACUUUGGGAUGUCCCGAGAUGUCUACAGUACUGACUACUAUCGGGUUGGAGGUCACACCAUGCUGCCAAUCCGCUGGAUGCCUCCAGAAAGUAUCAUGUACCGGAAGUUCACAACAGAGAGCGAUGUCUGGAGUCUGGGAGUGGUGCUGUGGGAGAUCUUUACCUAUGGAAAACAGCCCUGGUACCAACUGUCAAAUAACGAGGUGAUUGAGUGUAUCACCCAAGGUCGCGUACUGCAGCGACCCCGGACCUGUCCCAAGGAGGUGUAUGACUUGAUGCUGGGAUGUUGGCAGAGAGAGCCGCACACCCGACUCAAUAUUAAAGAGAUCCAUAACCUACUUCUCAACUUAGCGAAGGCAUCACCAGUCUACCUGGACAUCCUGGGAUAAACAUAUGGAACGUGUGGGACGUGUAUUCCUGAAACUCCGACCCCCUCCUCCUCUAUCCCACCUAAAAUCUUUUUCUUCUACAGCUUUAACAGCUCCUCUACUGUCCUGCUCCUCUUCUAAAUGUAAACAUCUAGAUACACUGGCAGGGAUUCGUGUCCGUGUACGCUGACUAUGAUUGAUGUAUUUCUGAACAUCGAAUUGAAAGAAGUGAUUACUGUUUAGUUUACCAAGAACAAAAUCCCCAAUGGCUGACCAUCCUAAACGUCUGGACCAAGUUCACAGCUGGAUAUUCAAGCUCAGUGAAGGACAUCGAUCUUAACAACAAAUAGGAAACAGCAGAUUCACGAAAAACGACCAAAAACGACUAUGAGGAGGAAAAUAACUACUUUUCUGGACAGAUUUGGUCCUGUCAUCUGAUACAAAGCACAGAACAUGAAGCUAGCAUGGUGAUCAACAGUGACAAACUGCAGCUAUAUCUAUACGUAUACAUGAUAUGUGUAUAUAGAACUGGACAUCAUGUAGUUUUACAGUUGAGCGACUCUAAUUAAAAGCUUCUGGAAGCUGACGGGAUGUUAUUGCUGCCGAGCUUAUCUGAAAUGGCAAAGUAACCCACUAAAAUGUCUCAAGAACACGUGUUAUUUAUAGUGGGACAUGUCCCACCACUUUUGCCAUUUCCUUUGAUUUUGUCCCACUACUGAAACAAUAGGCAAUAGGGUUUUUCCAGAGACAUUAAUGCAUCUCCAGUUGUUGAGUUUGAGUAGUGAUAUGGUGGUGGAAUAAGGGUGUGUUUACAUGACACUGUAAAUGGAGAAACUUUAAAGUUUUAAAUAAUUUGUUGAGAGCCCGGGUGAAACUGCCAAAUUCACAUGACUUUAGAUAUGGACACGAUCUUUCUAAACUCGUUCAUUGAAAUCACUCCCCAGUGGAGAUUCACUGAAUAAACAUUUACAGUUUUUUUCCUCAUCUCAAAUUAGUUUCCAACUUCAACUUCAUCCUCAUUAUUUAUAUAGUACAUUCAAAGUGCUUCACAUAAGACGUAGAAAUGUAAAAUAUUCACAAUUUGGUGCCGACACGGUGGCGCAGUGGUUAGCACUGUUGCGUCACAGCAAGAAGGACAGAGACUGCAGGUUGAGCACCCCCUGCUGGCCUCACUAACACCACUUCCAGCAGCAACCUAGCGUUUCCAUGUGGUCUCCCAUCCAGGUGCAGCCCUGCUUAGCUUUAAUGGGCAACCAUGUGAGAGUUGCAGAGAGCUAGCUGCCGGCACAAAUAAAAAUGCCAGGGCGAAGAUAUUUUGAAAAUGUGACAGCUGCCGGGUAUAUGCUGAGAUGAAAGCGCAUAAAUUACAAUGGAAACACAUUUACCGAAUAAAUUCCAACAUGCGUAUCAAAAAAGUCAUGUGAUUUUGCCUAAACAGAUCAUGUAAUAGCAAAAUGGGUGCAAUGGGGCCGCAUUAAUGGACAAAUCAGCAGACUAAUCCAGCCUGAUUUCUCAAGGAAACGUAACUAAUUUACGUUUUGUCAGUUUAGUAGCUAAUACAAAAGAAUUCGAGUUCAGUUGUAUGAAAAUGUACGAUUUUUAAAACAGAGGCAUAGCACCAAACCCCAUGCCUAAAACCAACCAUCAUUAGGGGGUAAGGACAUCAUACUAAAUUGUACAAAUAAGAUUUUAUGAAUUUAUACGAAUUAGCCACUAAAUCAAAAGUUACGAAUUGCUGUGAGAUUGUGUUGGACUGACCACAAUGUAAAACAUCUGAAAUGUUAGUUUGAUCAUACUAAAGUCCCAUUCAAUCUGAAUUGUAUGAAUGAGAUCCUACGAAUUUAUAGGAACUAGCCACUAAAUCAAAAGUUACAAAAUGUCGUCAGAUCGUGUCAGACUGACCAAAUUGCAAAACAUCUGAAAUCUUGUUUUGGUCAUUCUGGAGUCUUAUAGUUCUAAAUUGUAUGAAUGUGACUGUACGAAUGUAUACAAAUUAGCCACUAAGUCAAAAGUUACGAAUAGCUGUCAGAUCGUGUUGGACUGACCACAUUGUAAAACAUCUGAAAUGUUGUUUUGGUCAUUCUAAAGUCCUAUUCAUUCUAAAUUGUAUGAAUGUGAUCGAAUGAAUGUGAUUGUACGAAUGUAUUCGAAUUAGCCACUAAAUCAAAAGUUACGAAUUACAGUGAGAUUGUGUUGGACUGACCACAUUGUAAAACAUCUGAAAUGUUAGUUUGAUCAUACUAAAGUCCCAUUCGUUUUAAAUUGUAUGAAAGAGAUCUUACGAAUUUAUAUGAAUUAGCCACUAAAUCAAAAGUUACGAACUGCCGUCAGAUCGUGUUGGACUGACCACAUUGUAAAACAUCUGAAAUGUUGUUUUGGUCAUUCUAAAGUCCUAUUCAUUCUAAAUUGUAUGAUAAUGUGAUCGAAUGAAUGUGAUUGUACGAAUAUAUUCGAAUUAGCCACUAAAUCAAAAGUUACGAAUUACAGUGAGAUUGUGUUGGACUGACCACAUUGUAAAACAUCUGAAAUGUUAGUUUGAUCAUACUAAAGUCCCAUUCGUUUUAAAUUGUAGAAUGAGAUCUUACGAAUUUAUACGAAUUAGCCACCAAAUCAAAAGUUACGAAUUGCCAUCAGAUCGUGUUGGACUGACCACAUUGUAAAACAUCUGAAAUGUUAGUUUGAUCAUACUAAAGUCCCAUUCGUUUUAAAUUGUAUGAAAGAGAUCUUACGAAUUUAUACGAAUUAGCCACUAAAUCAAAAGUUACGAACUGCCGUCAGAUCGUGUUGGACUGACCACAUUGUAAAACAUCUGAAAUGUUGUUUUGGUCAUUCUAAAGUCCUAUUCAUUCUAAAUUGUAUGAUAAUGUGAUCGAAUGAAUGUGAUUGUACGAAUAUAUUCGAAUUAGCCACUAAAUCAAAAGUUACGAAUUACAGUGAGAUUGUGUUGGACUGACCACAUUGUAAAACAUCUGAAAUGUUAGUUUGAUCAUACUAAAGUCCCAUUCGUUUUAAAUUGUAGAAUGAGAUCUUACGAAUUUAUACGAAUUAGCCACCAAAUCAAAAGUUACGAAUUGCCAUCAGAUCGUGUUGGACUGACCAUAUUGUAAAACAUCUGAAAGGUUGUUUUGGUCAUUCUAAAGUCCCUCAGCCAAAGUCUGUCAUCUCAGUAGUUCAGUAUUACUUUUGUUGUAAUUUGUUGUCAAUUUUAUUCGCAAAUAUUUUAUGCGCUAUUCCAGUUUUGCGCGCAAGUUUAAUCUGCAUCUUUGGAUGAAAGCAUAGCUAGCGUCCCAUGUGCGGAAAACUGUUCCUACAAAACAUCUGUCAUGUAAACACACCCUUAGAUGUUAAGUAUGACAUUUGGACAUCUCAUUGUUCACAUCUGAGUUUUGAGCAGACAUGUUUAUCAGAUCAUCUUUAAAUUAUUUAAACGAUGCAUAUUCAUAAGCUACGCCUUAGCCUUUUUGUGAUGUCGCAACCAGCAUGUUUGUUUCCCGCCACUAAAUAAACAGCCACAAUUCUCAAGUCUCCAAAACAACACGCACUACGGAGGGCUUGAUAGAGGAGUCAUUCGAGACGAUGUCUUAAUACCAUCAGCUUGCAUUUCUUACAGGAGCUUAAUUACGCAAAGUGGCCGAUUAUGAUGGCGCUGGCUAAAUUACGACCUCUCUCUCGCUCUCUCUCUCUCUCCUUCGCCAUGUUUUACUACUGAGUCGAAGCACUAAUGUAGUACUCAAGCUUCGGGUUGUACAACUGCUACAGUGUAAUAUAUAUUUCAUUACAGGACAAAUGUCUCCUAUUAGCAGCAACUCCCCGUGGACUCAUACAUGCUAUCAGUGGGGAGAAAAAGGAGCGAACAGGAUGAAGAGAACGAGACAAGGACAGGAAAAUACUGUUAGAGAGUGAUUAAUAAUGUAAUAAAUAAGAAAACCCACAUUUCUUCCCUUUAUCGUACACUAAAAAUGAUUAUAUCUAUUUAUCACUAUAGAGAUCCUAUCCAACUGGGGACUUCAGUCGAACAAAAAGCCUCCAAAUCAUUUAUAUUGUGGUUUUGGUGGACAUUCGUUUAUUUAUUUGUGGAAUAAUCUUGAAGAAUAACUGAAUUGUUUUUAUUUAUUUUCUACUUGAGCACUUUUGCAUUUGAUUUUUGCCUGUAAAUUAUGUACAAUUCUUUUUUUUAUGUUCGAGAAUGAAUGUAGGGGUGAUUUCUAGAUCAUGGGACGUAUCGAUAAACAAAAAUGACGAUGUAAGAUUACAUAUUUUGAGUAAACGGUGAGAAAGCUUUAGGGUAACUGUCCAUAUUAUAAAAAUAAUGAAGGCUUUUUUUGGAUUGUGGCACUAUUUCAUGACUAUUAGGAACAAUUUGACCUCAAAUCCUUAUUAUUUUAUGGAUCUAAACAGUCAUUCUAAUACAGGUUCACUGUUGAAGAGCGUUUUUCUUUUAAAUAUGCGUCAUAAGAGAGCAAAACAAACAAAAACGAAUACUUUUUAACAGAGAUGCCAUUACUUUUUUCCUGCAUUAAUAACAACGCCUUUUUAUUACAAUAUUGGGUUGCGGCUGGAAGGGCAUCCGCUGCAUAAAACGGAAUGCAGAAUAGUUGGUGGUUCAUUCCACUGUGGCGACCCCUGAUAAAUAAGGGACUCAGCCGAAGAAAAAAGAAUGAAUGAACGAGUUGAAAUCUGUUUAGUUGUCAUGAAUCAAUACCACAAUCCAAUCCAAACAGAAAAAAAAUUUGUUGAGAUACUAUAAUUUUUCAGUGGUUUAAAUGAAUAUUGCCUCACGCAAAAAACAUCCACACAAACUGUGACUGCAUAUCAUAAUAUCUUCUUCGACAUGUACAGAUGUACUUUCUGAUGUUUCACGAUGUCUACAAGCUAAAUGGCUUCCCCAAUUAAACCACAUGACAAGUGUUAACCUGGUUAUAUUUCAUUUCUUUUACAGUUAAACAGGUGACUUUUACCAUCUUUGAAUCAAUUCAGGGUUUGGCAGGAGGAUUUUUGGCUAAGCAUAAAUAGUUGAAUCUGAUUAGACCAUUAGCAUCUCGCUAAAUAAUUUACCAAAGAGAUAAUUUUUGAUAAUUUUCCUUUUGGAAGCUUCUGUAGGUACGUCGCAGACUAAUGCUGUAUUCACACCAGACAUGGCAUGCACAAAUAAAUUGCGCUAUUCACCCGUAAAUAUUUGCGUGAACAUUUUGAGUUCGUUUACGUGUAAAUUUGCUUCAUUCGCACCUCAAAUUCACUUCACAAUAGACACUGAUUCGCAUCAUGGGCAGGACUUCUGUUUGCCCGGUGGCUUUAGCUUCAUUACUAAAUGGUUAACAUGGAUUUUAUUGAGAGAGUAGUUGUGCUUUAUGUGUUUUAUGAAGGUUGAAAAACAGUGUAAAUUUGUUUGGUCUACUAGAUCCUUUCAGAGAUGCAUCCAGCUCUGUGAGUUCUUAAACUCCUCCUGAAACAGAAACUCCUCCAAUGUGAUGAGCUGUUGUCCGGUGUCGGUAGGACGAUUUACCCUCGGGACACAAACAACAGGUGCUAUGUCAUAAUCAUGGCCCUACAAGAGCCAGCUCAUGAUUGGUUAAUGCGAUGCGAAUGUCCGCUGAAGUUCAGAUUUACUCUAGAUUAACUCUAGCGAUUUGCGCAAUUCACAAGUUAAGUGCGUCUAACGCACAAAUGCUCAACUCCAGCAGCUUCAUUCAGGCAAAUCGCAUUAUUCACACCUAUCACGCUAUUCGCGCCAAACGCGUCUUUCGCAGCACCUCAUUUGCACCAAUUGUGUCAUUUGCGAUGACUCAGUUGCACAAAUCGCAGCAUUCGCGCCACUUCACUCGCACUAAUCAUGUCAUUCAUGCCGUCUCAUUCGCACAAAUUAUGUCAUUCACGCGCAUCAUUAGCAUAAAUCGAUUUAAUCGCGCCACCUCAUUUGCACCAAUCGUGUCAUUCGCAACGACUCAUUUGCACAAAUGGCGGCAUUCAUGCCGCCCUAUUCGCACCAAUAAUGUCAUUCACGCUGCCUCAUUCGCAUGGCCUCAUUAGCACCAAUCGUGUCAUUCGCGCGGCCUCAUUAGCACCAAUUGCGUCAUUCGCGCCACCUUAUUUGCACCAAUUGUGUCAUUCGCGACAACUCAUUUGCACCAAUUUCGUCGUUCGCGCCGCCUCAUUUGCACCAAUCGCGUCAUUCGCGAUGACUCAUUUGCACAAAUCGCGGCAUUCGCGAUGCCUCAUUCGCACCAAUCAUGUCAUUCGCGCCACCUCAUUUGCACCAAUCGUGUCAUUCGCGACGACUCAUUUGCACAAAUCGCGGCAUUCGCGCUGCCUCAUUCCACCAAUCGUGUCAUUCGCGCCACCUCAUUUGCACCAAUCGUGUCAUUCACGCCGCCUCAUUCGCACCAAUCCUGUCAUUCGCACCGCCUCAUGCGCACUAAUUGUGUCAUACGGGCUGCCUCAUUCGCACAAAUCGCAUCAUUUGCGCCGCCUCUUUAGCACAAAUCGCGUCCUUCGCGCCACCUCAUUAGCACAAAUCGAUUUAUUCACGCCACCUCAUUUGCACUAAUCGUGUCAUUCAAAACGACUCAUUUGCACAAAUCGUGGCAUUCAUGCCGCCUUAUUCGCACCAAUCAUGUCAUCCACGCUGCCUCAUUCGUGUCAUUCAUGCGGCCUCAUUAGCACCAAUCGUGUAAUUCGUGACAACUCAUUUGCACCAAUCGUGUCAUUCGCGCCGCCUCAUUUGCACCAAUCGUGUCAUUCUCACCGCCUCAUUCGCACCAAUCGUGUCAUUCGCGCUGCCUCAUCUGCACCAAUUGUGUCAUUUGUGCUGCCUCAUUCGCACAAAUCGCGUAAUUCACACCGCCUCAUUAGCACAAAUCGCGUCAUUCGCGCCGCCUCAUUAGUGUCAUUCGUGCGGCCUCAUUAGCACAAAUCGCGUCAUUCGCACCGCCUUAUUAGAACAAAUCGCGUCGUUCGCGCCACCUCAUUUACACAAAUCGUAUAAUUCGCACAAAUCGUGCUGCAGGAUGCCUAUGCGCGUCUUUGCAUUGACUUAACACGUAAAUCACUCGCGUUUGACUCUUCAUUCGUGUCUGGUGUGAACACACCAUUAGACUGAUGGAAAAUGAAAAGUUGAUGUUUACAACAUGAUACGACAGUAAAGUCUCUUGAUUAUUACACCAGAAAGAAAGUUUAGUUCCUACCCAUAUUAGCCUAGAAAAUAUCAACUUUUUUCCAUCAGUCUUAGAGAGUUCUAGCUUAAAAUCAAAACACUGAUCAUUUUGCACGAGAUGUUAAUGUCUAAUCCGAUUCAAUGACCUAUGCUAAGCUAAGCUAAAACUUCUCCUGCCAGACACAGAGAUUGGCUGAAUGGAUUCAGAAAUGGUAAAACUCAACUGUAGUAAAAUUAGCAUAAUUUUUACGUCAUAAAUAAAGUGUUCCUUUAACAUACAGAGGAUUUCUGCAAAGUAUCAAGUAGUGUGUGAUGAUUUCAUCAAACUCAAUCAAAAAUCAAACACCCUUGUCUGUACUGUACAUGAUUUCUCUGAGCUAUAUGGAUCAGUCGAUCUGUCCGCCAUUGUAUUUAAUA